AUGCGCGUGCCGUGCGUCUACCUCGUCUGGGACUCGAAGCUCGGGGUCAUCGCGCUGCGCCGACGCGAGCGCGAGCGGCAGCUGGCCGUGAGUCGCUGCGGCUUCGUGCUGGCGGGCGUCUACUUCCAGGUGGACCAGGCCACGGCGCUGCAGAUCCCCGUGGCGCUCAAGGUCAUGGACCGCGCGCAGGUUUUGCUGCAGCGGGACGACGUGGAGAGCGAGAUCCGCGUCAUGGGGCAGCUGCAGAUGGCCGGCAUCGACGCCCCAUUGGCCAACGAGUACAUGAUCCGCUGGGAGUACGCCAGCGACGCCUACAACCAGUACGUGGCCACCGAGUACGUGGCCAACGGCAGCCUCCAGGCCUACGCGCACCGCCAGGUGCACCAGUUGAUGUUCAAGCACCUGCAGGAGUUCGCGCAGGAGCACGGGGCGGCCCCCACCAAGCUCGAGUGCAUCUCGUACGUGUAUCGGGGCAGCGGCCACGAGUGGAUGAGGGAGGGCGUCGAGAUCUUCAAGGGGAUUGUUCGGGCGUUGACGUAUCUGCACGCGCAGAACGUGGCGCACCUGGAUCUGGACGUGUACAAUGUGGCGGUGGACGGACGCACGUGUCCGAGGAUUAUCGACUUGGGCAGCAGCCAGAUCAUGGACAAUAGAGGUCUUGUGGGGGCCGGGUAUGUUAGCAUCAAGUGCAAGCCGCUGUUCGUGUCGCCAGAAGUGAGGUCCCAUCAGAGGAUGGCGCCACCGAGGCCGGGCUUCAAUGGCGCCGCGGCGGAUAUGUGGGCGGCAGGGGUUAUUGUGAGUUGA
Molecule: messenger RNA, 804 nt
Organism: Phytophthora sojae
Lineage: Eukaryota; Oomycota; Peronosporomycetes; Peronosporales; Peronosporaceae
Exons: 1
Coding region: 1-804 (267 amino acids)
Biological process (GO): protein phosphorylation; intracellular signal transduction
Molecular function (GO): protein serine/threonine kinase activity; ATP binding
Source: RefSeq, a predicted model, not a curated record